UUAAGACCACGUCAUGUCCCAUACCAAGCAAUCGGUGGCUCUAGCAUUUUUUUAGCGCUGUCUCUCCCUCUCUCUGUCUCUCAAUUUCUCUUUGUGCUUUGCUUGAAUUUGUGUGAUCGCUAAGUGGUUUCAAUGGGAAGAGCUCCAUGCUGUGACAAAGCCAACGUGAAAAGAGGGCCAUGGUCACCUGAUGAAGAUAACACUCUCAGAAACUACCUUGAGAAACAUGGGACUGGAGGCAAUUGGAUUGCCCUUCCCCGCAAAGCAGGCCUCAAACGCUGCGGCAAGAGUUGUCGGUUAAGGUGGCUUAACUACCUCAGGCCAGACAUCAAGCAUGGAGGCUUUACCGAGGAGGAAGACAACAUUAUAUGUUCCCUCUAUAGUAGCAUAGGAAGUAGGCAAGUCAAUUCAACACUUAAAUGUUUAGUUACUUUUUUUUUUCCCUUUUUUUUAUGGUUUUGGUUAUAUCUGAAUAACUUAAUACUAUAUGUUCUCGGUUAA
This is a messenger RNA of Durio zibethinus, 501 nucleotides long. RefSeq names its product transcription repressor MYB6-like. Lineage: Eukaryota; Viridiplantae; Streptophyta; Magnoliopsida; Malvales; Malvaceae. The record is from RefSeq and is a predicted model, not a curated record.